UGCCACAGGAGGUUUUUAUUCCGGAAUGCCUCCCGUGUCUCCUGGAAUGGCGCCCGGGAACGGUGGAGAAAAAAGGAAAACCAGAGGAACGACGUGGGAACGGGGCGCGCGGCCGCCUCCGCUGUCCACGCUCCCUUGCCAUGACCACGCCCCAUUCCCGGAGCCCCCGCCCCGCAGCGCCACCUCCGGGCCGGCAGGGGGAGCCCCGCGCAGCCGCGACUAUCCGGAAAGAACCGAGCGGCGGCGGAGGCGGCCGAGGCAGGGCUGGCGGCGCGGGCGGAGCGGGCGCGAUGGCGCAGCAAGUCGAGCAGCUGCGGGCGGACGGCGUGGACAAGGAGGUGCUGCGGGAGGGCACCGGGCCGCUGCCAGACUUCCGCGACGGCACCAAGGCCACUUUCCACUACCGGACGCUGCGGUGCGGCGAUGAGGAGACUCCCGUGGACGACAGCAGGGCGCGGGGGAAGCCCAUGGAGCUCAUCGCCGGGAAAAAGUUCAAGUUGCCGGUCUGGGAAGCGGCGCUGCGAACCAUGCGGCCCGGCGAGCGCGCGCGCUUCCGCUGCGACGCCAAGCACGUGGUGCUUUACCCGCUAGUGUCCAAGAGCCUGCGGAACAUCGCAGCUGGGAAGGACCCGCUGGAGGGGCAGCGGCACUGCUGCAGCAUCGCCCAAAUGCACGAGCACUACUCCCUGGGGUACCCCGACCUCGAUGAGCUCCAGAAGAACCCCCAGCCCCUCAUCUUUGACAUUGAGGUGCUGAAGGUGGAGCCACCCGGCUCCUACCAGCAGGACCCAUGGGCCAUGACAGAUGAGGAGAAGCUCCAGGCUGUGCCCCAGAUCCACAAGGAAGGCAACGAGCUGUACCGUCAGGGCAAGGUGCCUGAGGCGGCUGCCAAAUACUACGAUGCCAUCGCCUGUCUCAAGAACCUGCAGAUGAAGGAGCAGCCAGGUUCUCCAGACUGGAUCGAGCUCGACCAGAAGAUCACACCCCUGCUCUUAAACUACUGCCAGUGCAAGCUGCAGUGUGAGGAGUACUACGAGGUCCUGGACCACUGCUCCUCCAUCCUCAACAAGUACGAGGACAAUGUCAAGGCCUACUUCAAGCGGGCCAAGGCCCACGCGGCCGUGUGGAACGUGGCCGAGGCACAGGCUGACUUCGCCAAAGUCCUGGCGCUCGACCCCUCUCUGCGCCCCGUGGUCUCCAAGGAACUGCGGAGCCUGGAAGCACGGCUGCGGGAGAAGGACGCCGAAGACAAGAUCCGCUUCAAGGGCAUCUUCUCCCAGUAGAGUCCGUGGCUGCAAGGGAGAGCCCAGUGCUCUCGGGACAGGUUCUUUUAGAUAUUCCACAUGUGGAAUGGUCAUGGAUGAUUAUUAAUGUUUAAUACAGAUUUUACUUAUUUGAUGUCAGUGGAAAUGGCCCCGGAGCUCACCAUGGCCUGGGGACGCAGCCAGGGCUCAUCGUCACGCCAGGGAUGCGUGAGUGACAAGAGCCUGCUGUUUCCUGCCAACUUUUAUCACUUAUUUGAUGUUUUUAUACUUUAUGGUGGCUAUGGAGGGGCGGCACUGAGCCUUGGCCCCAGCUUCACCCAUUCAUGCCUGUUCUCCAUGCCACCCCAUUGUCACUUCUCCAGGCUGCUGCUAUGAUCCCAAACCAGUGUCUCCUCUUGUCAUGUCAGUGUCGGGAAUAUUUUAUAUAGAGUAACAGCUUGUUCCUGCUAUCUCUAUAAAUCUCUGGUCAUGCUAUGCCAAGAUAAAUUCAAGUAAAACCAGUCACACCCCUGGUCACACAAAAA
Taeniopygia guttata (zebra finch) is the source of this 1789-nucleotide messenger RNA. It is a transcript of the gene AIP, whose product is annotated as AHR interacting HSP90 co-chaperone. Lineage: Eukaryota; Metazoa; Chordata; Aves; Passeriformes; Estrildidae. Gene Ontology annotation, molecular function: protein binding; peptidyl-prolyl cis-trans isomerase activity. The record is from RefSeq and is a predicted model, not a curated record.